UAUAAAAUUAUGCUCUAUAUAGAGCAAGUUUCUAACCGAACAGAAGGAAUUAGCAACGGCGCAUUUGCCCGUCAGUGUUGAGCGUCUGCGUCUAUCGAACGUUGUUAUUCUCUGCACAAACGGCAAAUGUCAAACGUUUUGACAACAUUUCUCCAUAGGAACUUGAUAUAAUAAAAAAAAAAAAAACAUACACAUUAAUUGAAAUUAAAAUAAUCGGAUUUUUUUUUCAUCGAGAUGGAGGAACAAACACAAUGGAAAGCUGCUCCUUCUCCGACCAAUGAUGCCAGUAAAAAUCAAACGCCACCCACGUUACUUUCGAGUUUGAGAAGUGUUUUAUUUGUCAUUGGAACUGUGGUCGUUGCAAUUGCCGCUGUUUGUAAUUCUCUCACCUGGCAUCUACAGAGGUUUUGGGGCGCCUCAGGUGAUUUUUGGCAAGCGCAAUGGGACAAAAUUUUAGAUAAAGUGGGAGACGAUCCCGUCACGUUGUGGGUGUACGGAUCCAUAGGUUUAACAUUUAUUGUUUAUUGGGUAUUUGGUGGAAUUUAUACAAUUCUCGAUAUAACGAAUAAACCGGCGGCAUUACGUCGAUAUAAAAUUCAACCGGGCACAAAUGAACCAGUCGAUUCAAAGGAAUUGUGCAAAGUAAUAGCACAAGUGCUAUUUAAUCAACUAAUCGUGAGUUUGCCAUUAUCGUAUGUCAGUUAUCACUUGAUGGAAUGGCGUGGCUAUCCUUCAGUUCGUGAACUUCCAACAUUUCAUUGGGUUUUAGCUGAACUCGCUAUUCACAUUCUUUUCGAGGAAAUCGGAUUUUAUUAUUCUCACAGAUUAUUGCACAGUCGUUAUCUUUAUAAAUAUAUUCACAAACAACAUCAUCAAUGGACCGCGCCAGUUGCUGUGACUGCAAUUUACUGCCAUCCACUUGAGCAUAUUGGCUCAAAUUUAAUUCCACCAUUUUUGGGUGUUCUCAUAUGUGGUUCUCAUGUUGCCACAGCAUGGCUAUGGUUUUCACUCGCGAUUUUAUCAACGCUCAACGCUCAUUCAGGAUAUCAUUUGCCAUUUUUUCCCUCGCCCGAGGCACACGACUUUCAUCACUUGAAAUUCAAUCAAUGCUUUGGAGUAUUGGGAGUUUUGGAUCGUCUUCACGGAACAGACACGCAAUUUAGAAAUUCGCGAGCUUGUGCGCGACACAUCACAAUGCUUAGUUUUGUUCCACCGCGAGAAGCAUUUCCCGAUGAAGUGAAAUACAAGUCAAAAUAAAAAAAAGAAAAAGAAAAACUCUUCUGAAAUUUGAAUUUUUUGAAAAAUUGCACAAGAAAAAAUUUGAUUCGCAUAAAAUUCCCCCGAAUUAAAAAAAAGGGCGAUAAAAAUUUCAACCAUAUUUUUUUGAAAAUAUGAACUAAAUAAAAAAUUUCUUUUUUUUUUUCUCAUGAACAAAAAUAUUUCAUCAAAUCGUAUUCAUGAAGAAAAAAAAAAAACACCUUGGGGGAAAAAUUACAAAACAUUUUCUUUUUGCGAAUUAAAGAAAUAUUAAUUUAGAUAAUUACAAUUAUUGAUUUUUAAGAAUUAUGAAUAUAUUUAGACGUACAAAUUAAAAAUAAUCGCGCACUUUAGGUGCAAAGUAAAAAAAUAAUUUAAAAAAAAAAAAAUGGUGCAAAACUGAAAACAAAAAAAAAAAAAUUAUAUAUAGUAUAUUAUGCAAGAUCUUUAUACGUACUUUGCACGACUGUGGAGCACAUGUGAUACGUUAUGAAUUUUUGCAAAAUGCGUCGUUUUUUCGUUUCUUUAAUGAAUCUAUAAGCUUACGCAUUUUUGUUUAUUAUUUUAUUUUUUUAUAAUUGCACAAAUCAUCUUUUGUAAAAUAAAAGAUGGGAGAAAAAAGUAUAUUUUUCACGACUUUUCAAGUUUGAUGCAGAAUAUAUAAAAAAAAAAAUUUUUUUAAUUAUAGAAAAAAUGUUUAAAACAUUUUAUGAUUAUUUUUAAUUUUUAAGGAAAAAGGGUUUUAAAAAUAAUUUUUAAUUAAUAAAAAUGUUGUUUUUUUUUCACAAAAACAUAAAAUAUUUAUUUAUUUUGUUAAAAAAUAUUUUUAAAAUUUAAUUAAUAGAAAAAAUUUUGAAACAAAUAUUAAUUAAUAGAAAAUAUUUGUUAAAAUAUUAAUUAAUAAAAAGUAUUAAAUAGAAAAUUUUAAUUUAAAAAAAAUAAUUCAGAAAAAAAUAGUUUAUUUUUAUAAUUUUAUAUUUUUUUCUACGCAAAUAAAUUUGUAAUUACAGUUUGUUUUUGAAAUAGCAAAUAAUUUUUUUUUUUUUGGAAGAUACCAAAAUUAUUUCUCCAAUUAUGUAAAAUAGUUUUUCUUUCUUUUUUUAUAAAACUUUUUUCAGUGUAAGAAAAUUAUUUCUAAUUUCUAAAUUUCUUUUUUUUUGUAUAAAAAAUUCCGAAAAGUGAAUUAAAAGAGAAAAUUCUGUCUCAGACUUGAGAAAUUCGAAAAAACGAGCGCGCACAGUUUUAUUAAUUCGAAAAACGAUUUUUUUUCAAUUCUAAUAUAUAUAUAUAUAUAUUGUAUAUUAACCAAUCAACGACUGUUUUUUCGAAAAUUUAUUUUGUUAAUUAUAACCUCCUUCUGCCUGUCUCGAGAGAAUAGAAGAACAAAAAAAAAAGAGAAUGACAGACAAAAGAGAGAGAUGGAUUAAAAAGAAAAAAAAAUAAACGUUCUCACAACUAUUUUUGUAUUAAAAAAAAAACCUUUGUUACACACAGCAAAGAAAGAGAAAAAAAAAAUAAAAAUAAAACAAUAUUGCCUCUAUACGUGUAGAUUUUAGUCUGUGUAAAAGAAAGAAAAAAAAACAAAACGUAAUCUUUCACUUAGUGAAGAGAAAAAAAAAACAAAAAUUAGAAAAAAAAUCGAGAAAACAAUUUCAAAAAAAAAUAAAUAAAUACCUAAAUCAUUUUCGGGAUUAUUUUCUACAUUUUUCGAUAAUAGAAGAAAGAAAAAGAGAAAAAUUAUUCUUACACAUAUAUACUGAAAAGAUAUUGCAAAUAACGAAACAAAAAAAAUGGAAUUUCUAUUUUAAUUCAAAGUUAAUAAUUGAAGAAUUUUUUUUCUUCUCCAAAAAAAAAAAAAAAAAAGGAAAUGAAAAUUUAUCCUUCUUUUAAAAGAGGAUUCUAAUAUUUCACGACGUUCGUGAUUUAUAACUUUAAUCGACGGGCGAAACUACGUUUAUGUAUAUUAUGCGAUAAGCUUAUUAAUAAAAUCGUAAAAAAAAAUA
Molecule: messenger RNA, 3260 nt
Organism: Leptopilina boulardi
Lineage: Eukaryota; Metazoa; Arthropoda; Insecta; Hymenoptera; Figitidae
Product: fatty acid hydroxylase domain-containing protein 2
Exons: 6
Coding region: 235-1257 (340 amino acids)
Biological process (GO): sterol biosynthetic process
Molecular function (GO): C-4 methylsterol oxidase activity; iron ion binding
Source: RefSeq, a predicted model, not a curated record